AUGGAUCAAUUUUUGAACAGACCUAAACGUGAUAAUCCGGAAUUUGAUAGUUCUAAUACUGUAAGAAAAUCAAAACACCGUAAAUAUGAUGAGAGUUACAUGGAUUAUGGUUUUACGUAUACGGUAGUGGAGAAUGAAGAACGUCCACAGUGUGUUAUUUGUUUCAAAGUGAUGGCUGUUGAAAGCAUGCUCCCUAAUAAAAUGAAACGUCAUUUGGAAACGGUAUAUGAAACUUUGAAAAACAAACCACGUACAUAUUUUGAGUCAAAAUUAAAAGCAAUGCGUGAACAAAAGACAACCUUUGCCAAGCAUGCUAAGAUCCCUUCUAAGRCUCUGCUUGCAUCUUACAAAGUUGCUUAUCAGGUCGCUAAAUGUAAAAAACCACACACUAUCGCAGAAMAGCUCAUUUUACCGGCAGCAAUGGAUAUGGUAUUAAUUAUGCUUGGGGAGGCUGCUGCCAAGCAAUUAAUGAACAUACCAUUAUCAGAUWCUACUAUUAGUCGCARAAUACUUGAUUUGGCUGAAGAUAUUAACGAUCAGUUGAUAGAUAAAUUAAAAGGCAAGGACUUUUCUCUACAACUGGACGAAGCCACUGAUAAUAAUAAUGAUGGCCACCUUAUCUGUUACGUGAGGUUUAUAGAUGGUGGCGUUUUUCACGAAGAUCUUUUUUGCCGAACUAUUAAAAGUCAAGCUAGAGCAGUAGAUUUGUUCCAAAUGCUCGAUUUUUUCAUAAUGGAAAAUAAUUUAAUGUGGGAAAUGUGCUGUGGUAUUUGUACUGAUGGAGCUCGUUCGAUGUCAGGAUGUUACAACGGACUUCAAGCCCUCAUUAAAAGAAAAGCACCAUUUGCUGUAUGGACUCAUUGUAUAAUUCACAGAGAAGCUCUCGCUUCAAAAUCUAUCAGCCCAUCUCUUGAUGAGGUAUUGCAAUCAACUAUUAAAAUCGUUAACUUCAUCMAAACUCGUCCGUYGAMAUCCAKAUGUUUCGAACAAAUGUGUGUUGAUAUGGGAGCUGAGCACACUUCCUUACUAUACUAUUGCAAUUCUCGAUGGCUUUCCGUGGAAAUGUAG
Messenger RNA from Diuraphis noxia (Russian wheat aphid), 1068 nucleotides. RefSeq names its product zinc finger BED domain-containing protein 5-like. The record is from RefSeq and is a predicted model, not a curated record. NCBI's taxonomy places the organism in Eukaryota, Metazoa, Arthropoda, Insecta, Hemiptera, Aphididae.